Fraxinus pennsylvanica is the source of this 666-nucleotide messenger RNA. Lineage: Eukaryota; Viridiplantae; Streptophyta; Magnoliopsida; Lamiales; Oleaceae. The record is from the annotation of a GenBank genome assembly.
AUGGUGCAUAUGGCCAAUUCAUUUGCAGAAGAGUGUGAUUAUCUGUUCAAGGCUGUUCUUCUUGGAGAUUCAGCAGUUGGGAAGUCCAAUCUUCUUUCAAGAUUUGCUAGAAAUGAAUUUCAUUUAGAUUCCAAGCCAACCAUUGGUGUCGAAUUCGCUUAUCGAAAUAUACAAAUGGGGGAUAAGCUCAUCAAGGCUCAGGUUUGGGACACUGCUGGCCAAGAAAGAUUUAGAGCCAUUACAAGUUCAUACUACCGUGGAGCUCUAGGCGCCUUACUAGUCUACGACAUAACAAGGAGGGCAACGUUCGAAAAUUUGAAGAAAUGGUUGCACGAGCUACGUGAAUUCGGUAGCCCCGACAUGGUUGUUGUUCUUUUGGGCAACAAAUCUGAUUUGAGUCAGUCAAGAGAAGUUAAUGUAGAAGAGGGACAAAGCUUGGCUCAGCAGGAAAAUCUGUUCUUUAUGGAAACAUCUGCUAGAGAAAACGUGAAUGUGGAAGAGGCAUUUCUUCAAAUGGUUGGUAGAAUAUAUGAAAUUACCAGUCAAAAAAGUCUUCAAAAUAAAACAAAGGAAGCAACAAAUCCAUCACUUCAAGGGAAAAAGGAGUUCAUUUAUAUUGAUGAAGUAUCAGACACUAAACAAACUAGUCAUUGUUGUUCAUAUUGA